Phalacrocorax carbo (great cormorant) is the source of this 510-nucleotide messenger RNA. The record is from RefSeq and is a predicted model, not a curated record. NCBI's taxonomy places the organism in Eukaryota, Metazoa, Chordata, Aves, Suliformes, Phalacrocoracidae.
GCCUGCGCCUGCCCCAGCGGGUCACGUGGCCAGGUCAAGAUGGCGGCGCCCGGCGCGACCUUCCGCCGCUUGUUUCUGCCGGUGUUGGGUCGGCCGCUGUUGCUCUUCCCGCCGCCGGUUGUCGCCGCUAGGCCCUACGGUGUGCGGGCCUCCGGUACUGGCGAGCUGGUGACUCACACGGGGCAGGUAUACGAAGAGAAGGAUUAUAGAAGAGUUAGAUUUGUUGGACGACAAAAGGAGGUGAACAAGAAUUUUGCAAUUGAUUUGAUAGCAGAGCAGCCUGUGAGUGAAGUUGAAAGCAGAGUGAUAUCGUGUGAUGGCGGUGGUGGAGCUUUGGGACAUCCCAAAGUAUACAUAAACUUGGACAAAGAUACGAAGACUGGAACGUGUGGCUACUGUGGGCUUCAGUUUAAACAGAAACAUCACUGAAAGAUUAUCCCUGUGUGCUUGCAGAUUUCUGUUCAGAUGUUAACAUUUAACUAUAAAUAAACAAUAUAUUUAGAAACCCAA